CGCAAGGGUUCAGUUUGCUCGCCAACGCCUCGUGCCCUCGUCGCCGUCGCCGACGCCGUAGUGGGUUUUCUCGCCUUCCUCAUCGCUCCGUCGCCGUCCCUAUCCUUCCGGCGGAGAAUUGGGCGGCCCCCUCCCCGUCGCCUCUUCCCUUCCGUCGAAAGCGGCUUCGAUCGGCCGACAUCUCAGUGCUAGUAUAUUUUGAGAAAAUGGAUCCUGAGGACUCCAGUGAGUUUGAGGAAGAAGAAGAAGAAGAAGAUGAUGAUGAUGAUCUGAUGCUUUUCAUCUUGCCAGCUUUAUAUCUAGCAACUACUGAAACUGAAACUGAAACUCCACGCCAACCAUCAAAGCUUAGUGAUGCUACUGGAAUUAAAACUACAGGUCAAGCACCAGUGUUUGGUGAUGCAAAAUGGAUUUGCAAAGUGCUUGAAGAUGACCGAGGCCAAGGCUAUGUCACAGCAAUGACUGGUGAAUUCGUCAAGCCACCUUCAACUCAAACCCACUGGAAAAUAUCAUCUGAUCCAUGUUAUGGCGCUUACUUUGAGAAUUGUAUUGGAGCAAUUGAUGGAAUUCAUGUCCCUAUGACACUAUCAGAUAGUGAAGCAGCUCCAUACCGAAAUAGACAAGAAUCCGUCUCUCAGAACGUGAUGCUUGCUUGUGAUUUUGAUUUGAAUUUCGUCUAUGUUUCUUGUGGCCGAGAGGGGUCUGCAUCUGAUGCAGCAGUCUUAUAUUCUGCUAUAGAAUCUGGAUUUGAAGUCCCAAUAGGCAAGUACUAUCUGGUUGAUGGGGGUUAUGCAAACACUCCAUCUUUUCUUGCUCCUUAUAUAGAAGUUCCUUACCACACUAAAGAGCAAGAGCAGAACAAUGUCCAACCACGAGACUACAGGGAGCUUUUCAAUCUUCGCCAUGCACAACUGCGUGGGCACAUAAAGCGUGCUGUAGGCCUGCUGAAGAUGCGAUUUCCGAUUCUAAAUGUUGCAACAUCUUACCGAAAGGAUACUCAACUGAAAAUUCCAGCAGCGGCAGUAGUUCUGCAUAACAUAAUUCAGAGACAAGGAGGUGAUGAAGAAUUGUUGAGUGACCAAACAAUCCCAUUUGCAUCCCGUAAACCUGUGACUCUUCCUAGUGGUGAUGAUACGUAUGGCUACGAUGUUGCAGCUUUCAACAGUGAAUGCAACAUGGGCAAUGCAUUGAGGGAUGGUAUUGCACAGAGGAUGUGGGCAGAUUAUGAAAGAAGCAUGUACAUGCCUGAUUUCACAAUAGAAGAGGUUGGCCUAAAAGAAUGUCAAGGCGAGUAAAAGACCACUCAAUUUGAAGCUGCAUUUAGGUUUUAGGUGUCACAUGCUACAGGCGGUUUGUCUGAUGAUGAUGGCCAGAUCCUUGCCCCUGAUGCAUUUGCAGAUGUGAUCAAAGAUUUCUAUGGCUUCUGGUAGAAGAUGGAAGUAGUUAUGCCUUGUACCAAGUUGACUCCCACCUGUAAGCUUGCAGUUUCAUGUCCUCCAUCUGCCAAAUAAAUUAGAUGUCAAAAAAUAUGUGUAUCUGGGAAUGCUUUUAUUAAGAGAUGGAAAAUUAGGUUCAUGUCAGUGCCUGAUGGAAAAUUAGGUGCAUGUAUCAGCACUCUAUGUAGGCAUGGAGAGCUAGUUUUCUUUUGCCAUACAAUAGGUAAGCAAUACCCCUGAUGGUCUGAUGCACUUGGCGAUUUUCUUUCUUUGGCGCUACUGUCUCCGAAGUCAGAAGUUGGGCUUAGUUCUGUUGAGCUCAGGCCCUGUCUGUGUAAAGUCGGGUUCGUUACUCCAGCAGAUCAGCUCAAUUCAUGUCUUUCUGAUCGUUAAUUGUUACCAGAACAAGAUAUAGUUAGUGUUUUAUGACCAUUUUC
Molecule: messenger RNA, 1873 nt
Organism: Setaria italica (foxtail millet)
Lineage: Eukaryota; Viridiplantae; Streptophyta; Magnoliopsida; Poales; Poaceae
Product: putative nuclease HARBI1
Exons: 4
Coding region: 207-1295 (362 amino acids)
Source: RefSeq, a predicted model, not a curated record